Messenger RNA from Symphalangus syndactylus (siamang), 2768 nucleotides. Its product is annotated as UPF0729 protein C18orf32 homolog. The record is from RefSeq and is a predicted model, not a curated record. NCBI's taxonomy places the organism in Eukaryota, Metazoa, Chordata, Mammalia, Primates, Hylobatidae.
UUUCAGUAGAGACGGGGUUUCACCAUGUUGGCCAGGCUGGUCUCAAACUCCUGACCUCAGGUGAUCCACCUGCCUUGGCCUCUCAAAGUGCCGGGAUUACAGGUGUGAGCCACUGCGCCCAGCCUGAUUUCACUUUCAAGAAAUGAUUGUCCUGUCCCCACUUUACCUGUUCAGAUAAAGGGACUCUGAGGAGUUCCCUUGCACCCAGGAUAUAGCCUUUAUCCUGUAUAAAGGAUAAGAAGAUAAAGACAGAGGCUUUUCCUUCUCUAUGGAGUAGACACAGGAGUUCAAGUUUGUCUCCCAGAGUGUUCCAUCAGGGCAAAAAUUUCUGGAAUAUGAGGUCUAGCAGAGACUGUUCUUUCUCUGGGCCCAGUAAGAAGGUACUCUGAAAUUGGUGGUGAGCCAGAAUUUAACCAUAGACAAACAGAUCUUUUUGCUAACACUUACUAAAGACAAAACACCUUGGGAAUUCAGAUACAGGAGAAUCUUUUAUGGCAUUUUAAAAUAGCCCUGCCGUCCACUCCUCCCCUAACUUCUGACAAAUCACUUUAGAUUACCGAAUAAAAAAUUAAGGAAGAGCAUCUAUUUCAGAUGCAGAACAAACAAAUCUUAAGAUAUUUCUUGAAUACCAUUUAAAUUUAGAGUAAGGAAAAAGUAUGCAUCUGUCCUCUAUGUUUGAUGCUUACCUCUUGUCUUUUAGCUACUAUACACUGAAUAAGUGACCCAGGGAAAUAUAAGGAACUAAUUUUGAAUAGUUUUAUUUUCAAAAGUAAGAAUCUGGGUUUCUAAGGAAAAUGAGUUAUUUUUAAUAUCCAUAUAUACACUUUUGUUUUAUAGCAAUUAAAUACCCACAUCAGGUAAACUCUGCCCAAGGUUGCCCUAUAUUUUUGGGUCCCCAGAGAGUUUUUGGUGGUUUUUUUUGUUUGUUUUUUUUUUUAGUUAUUAUUGCUUACUCGUGUUUCUUUUUGUUUUUGCAGUUUUGUUUUUCAGCUAGGGAAGUUGUGAAUUUUCUGCCUUAGCAGGACAGACUCUAACCUUAGGAUACUAGACUAACACUUUUUGUUUUGCAACUGCAAUUAGUAAAAUACAUUUUCUCCACUUAUUCUGUAAUUUUUUGGGGGGUGGGGGACAGAGUCUUACUCUGUCACCCAGCUGGAGUGCAGCAGUGCAAUCUCGGCUUACUGCAACCUCCGUCUCCCGGGUUCAAGCAAUUCUCCUGCCUAAGCCCCCCAAGUAGCUAGGAUUACAGGCACCCACCACCAUGUGUGGCUAAUUUUUUUGUAUUUUUAGUAGAGACGGAGUUUCACCACGUGGCCAGGCUGGCCUUGAACUCCUGACCUCAGGUGAUCCACCCGCCUCAGCCUCCCAAAGUGCUGAGAUUACAGGCGUGAGCCACCGCGCCUGUCCUGUUCUGUAAUUUUUAAAGAUUCUGACUUCACUUGGGUAAGGAGGGGGCAAAAUUACCUUUGACGAAAUAAUGCUUCAACAAUAGCCCUCCCAGGGAACUUAGGCACACAUGUCUCUCACCUCCACUGGGAAUUACUUUAUGUUUGGUGACAAAGACCCCAUGGUAGUUUGCAAGGCCAAACAGUAUAAAGAGUCAUCCAUCCUGUUCUCUUUUCUUCCUCUUUAUGCACAGCCCCCUUCUUUCUUUCUUCUCUCUAAUGUCUUUCUUCUUCUGUCUUGCUCCUUCUCCCUCUUUCUCCCCACCCACUCUUCUUUCAUUUCCUCCUUUUGCCACUCCACAGCCUAGGCUGGCAUGCUUCCCUGAUUCCCCGAUGCCUACCAAAUGCUAUGUUCCAGAAAAAUUCUCCUGCUUCACAUCAGCCCAGGGUUUGUUACUCAACACUCAAUAGAAUCAAAGGAGUGGAAGAAUCCCAGCGGAGGAGGGGCCGUGGCUAGGUCUAUGUGAAUUCCCUUCUACCCAGCUUCCGUUCCAGGUUCUCCAGGCUCUCCCAGUUCUAUAGGAUAAUAAUGGCAUUGCUUCAACUCUGUCUAGUACUUCAAAAAAAGCCUGGAAGAUAUUGUAUAUUUAACCUCAAUAAAGCCUGACCAAGUUAACUAAAAUAAUGGAAGGUUUCUUUCCUUUUUGGGGAGAGUGGAGGCCUGGAAGGUAGGGGAGGUCAUGCAGCACCAACUCAUUGUGAAGACUUCAUCUCAUAUUAAGAAGUUCUGUGGAGUGUGUCCGGGCUAGCGGCCUGGGUUGGGCUUUGUAGCUGCUCCGCGGGCCCAGCCCGGGCUGUGCUCGCAGAGUCCUAGCCGGUGCACGGCCUCCUGCCUCCUCCCUCCUCGGUGGCCGCGGCCUGCCAGCCUCCGCGGUGCCCGCCUUCGCUCUCAGGUUGAGGAGCUCAAGCUCGGAAAAAUGGUGUGCAUUCCUUGUAUCGUCAUUCCAGUUCUGCUCUGGAUCUACAAAAAAUUCCUAGAGCCAUACAUACACCCUCUGGUUUCCCCCUUCGUUAGUUGUAUAUGGCCUAAGAAAGCAAUACAAGAAUCCAAUGAUACAAACAAAGGCAAAGUGGACUGUAAGGGUGCAGACAUGAAUGGAUUACCAACAAAAGGACCAACGGAAAUCUCUGAUAAAAAAAGCAGUUUUCCUAAAGGACCUCAUCAUUUAAAAAAUGGACCUGAUAAUAUGAAGCAUCUUCCUUGUAAUUGUCUCUGACCUUUUUAUCUGAGACCGGAAUUCAAGAUAGGAGUCUAGAUAUUUACCUGAUACUAAUCAGGAAAUACAUGAUAUCUGUAUUUAAAAUGUAGUUAGUUAUAUUUAA